Messenger RNA from Coturnix japonica (Japanese quail), 7080 nucleotides. RefSeq names its product Scm like with four mbt domains 2 (gene SFMBT2). The record is from RefSeq and is a predicted model, not a curated record. Gene Ontology annotation, cellular component: nucleus. NCBI's taxonomy places the organism in Eukaryota, Metazoa, Chordata, Aves, Galliformes, Phasianidae. Gene Ontology annotation, molecular function: histone binding; chromatin binding; transcription corepressor activity. Gene Ontology annotation, biological process: negative regulation of DNA-templated transcription.
GCAGGCAUGCGCACUGCGCGGAUGCCAUAUUGGAAUGAGUCUGCCGCGGGUGCGGGCGGAGGGACGGGUCGGCUCCGCGCAGCGGAAAAUAGAUAACUAAAUAAAAAAACCCUUAAACUUAUUCAGUUUGUACCCUAGGAACUCUGCUGCAGAAUGAAUUAGGAAAGGAAGGACUCUUUCUCUGAACCAUGGACACAAGAGCAUCUUUCAUCACUACCGUGCAAGAGAGCCAGCAUCUAUCCCCAGAGAAGGGGCAGGGCCUGGCCAAUGGCGAUGGGGAGCAGUUUGAUUCAGAUGAGGGCUCCAGCAUUGAGGAUGCAGACUUCAACUGGGACGAAUACCUGGAGGAAACAGGAGCCAGUGCUGCUCCCCACACCUCCUUCAAACACGUUGAAAUCAGCCUCCAAAGCAGUUUUCAGCCAGGGAUGAAACUGGAAGUAGCCAACAAGAGUAACCCUGACACAUACUGGGUGGCUACAAUCAUCACAACCUGCGGACAGCUCUUACUGCUUCGUUACUGUGGCUAUGGGGAUGACCGGAGGGCAGAUUUUUGGUGUGAUGUAAUGACAGCAGACCUCCAUCCUGUUGGCUGGUGUACACAGAACAACAAGGUCCUGAUGCCUCCAGAUGCAAUCAAAGAGAAAUAUGUGGACUGGACAGAGUUUCUUAUCCAUGAUUUGACUGGCGCCCGGACUGCACCUGCAAAUUUACUGGAAGGCCCUCUGCGAGGAAAAAACCCUGUAGACCUCAUUACAGUUGAUUCCUUAAUAGAGCUGCAGGAUUCCCAGAAUCCCUUUCAGUACUGGAUAGUUAGUGUGGUUGAAAAUGUUGGAGGAAGAUUACGCCUUCGCUAUGUGGGAUUGGAGGAGACUGAAUCCUAUGACCAGUGGUUGUUUUACUUGGAUUGCAGACUUCGACCAGUCGGUUGGUGUCAAGAGAAUAAAUACAGAAUGGACCCACCUGCAGAUAUCUAUUCUCUGAAGACGAUAUCUGAGUGGAAAUGCGCCCUGGAAAAAUCCCUUAAUGAUGCAGCAAAUUUUCCUCUUCCAAUGGAAGUGUUCAAGGACCAUGCUGAUUUGAGAAACCACUUUUUCACUGUGGGGAUGAAGCUGGAGGCGGUGAAUAUGAGGGAGCCGUUUCAUAUCUGUCCUGCAUCAGUGACUAAGGUUUUUAACAAUCAUUAUUUGCAAGUGACCAUUGAUGACUUGAGACCUGAACCCAGCAAAAUCUCAAUGCUUUGCCAUGCGGAUUCCUUAGGGAUCUUGCCAAUACAGUGGUGCCUUAAAAAUGGAGUCAGUCUCACACCACCCAAGGGUUACUCUGGCCAGGACUUUGACUGGGCAGAUUACCAGAAGCAGUGUGGAGCGGAGGCAGCACCUCACCUGUGCUUUAGAAAUACAUCCUUCAGUCGUGGUUUUACAAAGAACAUGAAACUGGAGGCAGUGAACCCUAGGAACCCUGCAGAGAUAUGUGUUGCUUCUAUCACCUCAGUCAAAGGACGGUUAAUGUGGCUUCACCUCGAAGGUUUACAGAUGCCCUCUCCGGAGUACAUAGUUGAUGUGGAGUCUAUGGACAUUUUCCCAGUUGGUUGGUGUGAAGCGAAUGCUUAUAACCUUACUCCACCACACAAAGCUGUUUUACGAAGGAAGAGAAGAAUUGCUGUUGUGCAACCAGAAAAGAAGUUACCAUCCUCAGUGCCUGUUGAGAAAAUACCUCAUGACCUCUGCCCAGUUCCUCAGCCAGACACAACAGGCACCAUCAAUGGGAGAUACUGCUGCCCCCAGCUCUACAUCAACCACCGCUGCUUCUCAGGUCCAUAUUUAAACAAAGGCAGAAUAGCAGAGCUACCUCAGUCUGUUGGGCCUGGCAAGUGUGUGCUGGUUCUUAAAGAGGUUCUGAGCAUGGUGAUCAAUGCAGCUUACAAGCCAGGGAGUGUUUUACGAGAACUGCAGCUAGUGGAAGAUCCUCAGUGGAAUUUCCAAGAAGAAACGCUCAAAGCAAAGUACAGAGGGAAGACAUACAGGGCGACUGUUAAGAUUGUGCGAACGUCGGAUCAGGUAGCAGAUUUCUGCAGAAGAGUCUGUGCGAAGUUGGAGUGCUGUCCCAAUUUGUUCAGUCCUGUGCUGGUGGCAGAAGUCUGCCCAGAGAACUGCUCCAUUCAUACUAAAACCAAGUACACUUAUUAUUAUGGAAAGAGGAAAAAAAUCAUUAAGCCACCAAUUGGGGAAAAUAACAACAUGAAAAGCGGACAUGUCAAGCCAGCCAGACGCAGAAAAAGGCGGAAAUCCAUCUUUGUGCAGAAGAAAAGAAGGUCGUCAGCUGUUGAUUUGAAUGCUGCAGGCUCCGCAGAGGAAAGUGAAGAAGACGAGCCAGAUGCAGUUGAGGAUGAGACGGGAAGUGAGGAGACGAGCUCAGAACUUCGUGAUGAUCAGACAGAUACCUCCUCUGCUGAGGUUCCCUCUGCUAGACCCCGAAGAGCAGUUACCCUACGCAGCAGCACUGAGUCGGACAGACCUCCUCCUAUGGAGAGGGCCCGGCGGAGCCGUCGGCCACAACCCAUCUCCUGCAGUGAGGUGGAGAAGUCACCACAAGUCAAGGAUGAAGUUAAGCACGAAGAAGAAGAGAAGCUCAUCCUGGACAGUAAUCCAUUGGAGUGGACUGUGACUGAUGUUGUGAGGUUUAUUAAACUGACUGACUGUGCACCCCUUGCCAAAAUAUUUCAGGAGCAGGACAUUGAUGGCCAAGCCCUUCUGUUACUGACACUGCCCACGGUGCAAGAAUGCAUGGAGCUGAAGCUCGGUCCAGCCAUCAAACUGUGCCAUCAGAUUGAGCGAGUAAAAGUUGCGUUCUAUGCACAAUAUGCCAACUGACUGCACUUCUCUGUUUCUUUCUGUUUACCUUCUUGUUCCCUCUAUUUUUAACAUUGCAACUUGUUCGAGUUUUUUUCUCUCCCUCUUUUUCUUUUGCAAAAAAAAAAAAAAAAAAUCAUGGAAUUGGAAGCACUGGGAAUUAAUCUGAAGGGGGAAAAAUAACAGGACAGAAAACCUAGCAACAAAUUGAACUAACUGUUCAGCAGUUGUAAAGCACAGUGAACGAUUGCUGGUAUCUCUCCUCAUGAGCCUCGCCAACAUGUUUUGCUGCAGUGCAAGGCCAGCAUGGAUCAGAUGGAUUGUUGUCCUUUAAAGCAAAGCUACCUAUGGCAGACAUGUUUCCACCGUGAACAGUUGGACAUUUGCAGUAAUGAUUAUUUGUCUUCAUCAAUUUCUGGACAUGAACAGUCCUUUUAGCCAACUCUGACACACUUCUUUCAUAUUGAAAUGGAAGUGAGAAUUUGUACCGUUACUUGGGCUUUACUGCAAGUUUGAUCUUAGUGAUCUUUGGGCUUUUUUUCACCUCCUCUCCAGUCCUACAGAAGGAAGAAGUGUUAUACCAGUCAUAUGCUAUCUGUUGUUACUGAGUGAGUUAUAAAGCAGGACUCAACCCUCCAUCUCCUGAAUGGUAUCACACAAAGCUGCAGUGAAUUGACAGGGCUGCACCAAGACCUUAAGCAUAGUAAUGCUUUCUGAGCCAUGGUGGAUGUGUACAGUGAGCUGAAUGUUUCACUGAUGGGAUCUGUGCAGUACUGCAUCCAUGUGAAGGACCAUACGCGAAAUCCUCCAAAGUCAAGCCCAUCCAGUUAUAUUCAGGUUACCAAACAUAGGCAGGACUUUGCAACCCAAGACUGUUCAGCACACACUGGUUUAACUUGCACCUUCAUCAGUCUGGUUACUGGGUGGGAAUAAAAAUCAUCAAUGUUUUCAGGCUGCAUUCACCAUGGUGCUUUAGUCCAACUGACUCGUCCAACCCAGUGCAUCUUCUGUCACCAAUCUAUAUAAAGCCCCCACGUUGUCCUGGCAGCCUGACCAGUGAAACUGGGGGCUUGCUUCGUGCCAAGUAGGGUGAGCAUCAGAGGGAGUGAAGAAGUGAGACAGACAUCCUGGAUUUGCCUCAAUUGUGCAUAUAGGAUGAGUAUUUCCCAUUUACUUUACAGGGAUACGUGGCCCUGUGAGUGCCACAUGUUGACUUCAACAGUGGCUUGUGUCAUCACAUUGCUGUAAAUUCUCCUGAAAGCAAGAACCAAAUUGGUUCUGCAGACCAAGUCUGAAUUUUGCUCUGAAUUAAGGUGCAGGUGAAUGAUUCCCUCAAAAAGUGAAUGAGAUUGUUUGUGCUGCAGCUCCUGAGACUUAAAAUUUUCUUAUUUUGAAGAUCUUGCUCAAGUUUUAAUCAAAUGAAGGUAACACGUAAUCAUCGCUGUGCCAAAAUGUUUCCUUUUGUUUCUAAGAAAUGUAGGAAUAGGGUUCCUCAUAAACUUGGCUUCAGACUGGAUUUUCUUCUCAUAGGAGUAGUGAACUCUGCCCAUGCAGCUAGUUUGAUGGCUACUUUGGAUUCCCCUAAAAGCAUCGUGCUACUUUUUAUCUCUGAAGACAAAAGGAUUCUGCCCAGCAAGAAGAGAGUAGAAUCAUAGGAUUAUUAAGGUUGGAAAAGAUCUCCAAGGUCAUCUAAUCCGACCAUCCAGCUACCACCAAUAUUGCCCACUAAACUACAUCCCUAAGUACUGCAUCUAUACAUUUCUUAAACACCUGCAAGGAUGGUGACUCCAACACCUGCCUGGACAACCUGUCCCAGAGCCCAACCAGUCAUUUGAAGAAAUGAAGAAGUGUUUUUUAGAAGCUCAGUACCGUCAAGGUAUUUCAAAUGAUUUUUGUUUUUCUGGUACACAGUGUCUGGGGGAAUAAUGCAGCUCAUGCUGUUCCUCCUAUUUCAGAAUUCAAGUGCCAAAAGGAAAGAACGUGCUGCAGCCAAACACCAUUAAAACCAGCUUUAUUACUUGUGGGUAAUUAUAGUCUCAAGGGCUCCAUUUUGGUGCUAGAAUAUGCCAUGGUGUAUUUUCCAUUGCUUGGAAUUAUGAAGCUGAUUCCUCUCUUCAGGAAAUACUUUCUGUAAUCAAAAACAUCUUAAACAUUAGGGUUGUGUGGUUGUUUGUUUUUUUUUUCUUUAAUUCAGAUAUACUCAAUAAUUGAAUUCCCCACCCCUCGGUCAUGUGAGUUUCUAAGAACUUUUGUACAGUAUAUUUGUAUAUUUAAAAACUCUUUACAGAUUUCAGUGCAUGCCUGUUUUUUUUCUUGGUAAUAUUUUGUCAUAUCAGCUGACCUAUGACUAAGGGAAUCUGUUACUCAGGAUUUGAUCCAGAAAUGACUGAAGUUAGUGGAAGUGUCCUCACACGUGUGGGCUUUGGGACAGGGUCUUCAUCAAAUUAUUUCACUUAGAAGUCAAAAAGCAUGCAGUUAAUUAAUAGAAAAUUUAAAAUACAUCCUCCUCCAGCAGACAGAUAUCCUGCUGAAAUCUGCCUGGCUUAAUGAGAAGAGGACUCCUGUCCUUCGGUACUCAUGAACUCCAAAAGAAAGGAGCAGAAGCGUUUAAUGUUCUCCUUUAUUACUUGGUACGAUACUCCAGCAACAAGUGCAAAUGAUCUUAAUGUCUGCGUUUACAAUAUGAGCCAGUCGUCAAAGAAUGAGAGUUUUACAGCCCAGUAGUCCUUUAAAUGUCAUCCGCCCUGGAGGAGAAGAAUGAUUUUACAAUGAUUUGGUGCCAUGCACUGGAAUUCUCUUGCAGAAGACAGAUGAACUGCAUAAAAACAUAUUGGUUCAUCGUUUUAAGUACACACGCCCUUUUAAUUGCUUUAGUCUUUCAUAGGGAAAAGGUUUUCAUGUUGUUGGUUUAAAACUCCUGCUUCUGUAAUGGCUCAUGGCACAGCAUACUAGCAGAAUAUACAUUGUGAAGGGACAUGUUUCCAGCUAUGCUGUUGCAUGGCCAUGUUGCCCAUGUAAGCUAGAGCAGCAAGACAGUUGCAUCCUACCCACAGAUAUUCCUGACCUUGGUAUUUACCCAAGGUAGAUAUAGAAGUGGGCAGGGAGGGUUUUCAGUGAACGAGAGAGGGCUCUGGAUUUGAAGGUCUUGUCAUGUGAAGGGAGAGCCGCUGUGGUCUAUCAGCAUAAAUUCCUCAAGACAUUUCUGUCUUGCUCAUAGUAAAUAAAGAUGCUCUGAGCCCUUGCAGGGGCCAAGUGAGAGGGAGGAAAGAAGCAGGCAGUAUAUUCACAGCUAGAAAGCUGGAGGUUUUCUUUCUUAUUUUGCUGAUGGAGAUGUGGAGAUUUGGCCCUGAUGGGUGGGUAGGAAAGUAGGGAAGAUCAGUCUUUCUUCCUUGUACUCAGCUCCUGUAUAUCUCCUAGUUUCUGGAAGCAACUUUCAGACUUCCAAGGGAAAUGUCAUGGACCGAAGCUUGAGCUCUGUCCCAUAGGAAUAGGUGAUACUGCCUUAAGCUCAGGUUGUGGAUCUACAAAAUGCUGUUGUGAGUUAUGAUGUGAAAAGACAAAAAUCAGCAUUUGCAAGUCACCAAUCUGCUUGUUGCGGCUCUAGUCUCACUGAAGUUUAUGACCAUUAAAUCUGCUUAUAAAUGUAUACAGGGAUAUAACGUACAGGCAGGCAUUCACUGUGAUAUGGUCCAAAAGUGGUGAAAGAUCUCAACUGUGGGUUUUGAAAGGAGUUGGGUCUUCCCUUCUUCCAGGGUGAGGCAAGGCAAACACUCAGGCCCACCUGACACUUAUGGAACAGCAGAAAAGAGCUCAGUAACCAGCAGUUGUGGUCCAUUCGUAGUGAUGCACAUUGGAAAGCUUUGAACUGUUUUGCAUUCCACUUUGUAUGGAAGAUUUGAUUCAAACGGUGUAUAUAUAAUCCCUUUGGUGUGUUACAAAUAUACACGUGUGUUUAUAUAUAUGUAUAUAUAUGUGUGCGUGUGUAUAUAUGUAUGUGUAUAUAUAUACAUAUAAACCAAUCAAUGCUGGUGUUUUUACUUUUUAAAGUUCAUGGGGCAAAGGGCAUGUUGUUAGUUUGCUGUAAGAUUCUAUUCUGUAUAUAUGUUUUCAUGUAAAUAAGUGAAAAUCUAUAUUCAGAGUUAUAUUUUAAUUUUUAUUCAAAAUGAAAUAAAUCCCCUUUUUACUUGAGCAAUUGUAAGCUACGUUGUUAAUAAAGUAACAAUAAAUCACA